Messenger RNA from Osmia lignaria (orchard mason bee), 3507 nucleotides. NCBI's taxonomy places the organism in Eukaryota, Metazoa, Arthropoda, Insecta, Hymenoptera, Megachilidae. The record is from RefSeq and is a predicted model, not a curated record.
AAUCUACCAGAGAAGAGACUAGUUACAAAGGUCAGUCAGUCGUCGGUGUUUAAACAUUUUUGUCGAUUCGGUUCGGUUCGGUUCGGUUCGGUUCAGUAUUAUAAAUCUUUGGUUUCGUGUAAGCUUUCUAAUUUUAACGAGCUAAAUCUGGCUCCUUUCCUCUUUUUUACAUCCUACCCGCCGAAGAACAAUGUUUGACUAUAUUUAACGUGUUCGAAACCAAUCACCUGUAGCGUGUCUUAUACUACUUAUUCGAUACUAACGAUAAAUCUUUAGUCUCGAACGCACGCUAAAGACUAUCUCCACGAUAUUUCAAUUGAUUUUAGUUUCGUUGAAAUAUUUAUCAUUUAUAAGGAAGCCGAAAAAAUUUUGUAGGCGAACGGACACGAAAUUAUGCUAAAUACGAGAGGCAUGGUGCGUGUGUCGGCCGGCUAAAAUAUCCGGCCACUGACAGUCACUUUUCAGUACAGGGAGGUUUGCUCCCCACCAUGUAUCUUGGUACUUUCAUUACUACCAAGAUAUUCAUCCGGAGGAGCCAUUUUUCCACCAUAGUCAGCCUCGUCGUUCUAGCUUAUUGUUGACCACCGAACGAGGAGGAACCACCAGCAGGUAGUUAGACAGAAGGAGACACUCGGGUCGUUUCUGGCUGGUCGAGGUGAAUCGCGUCUGUUCUUCUCGGGAAUUAUGAGAACGAGAACGAAAGAGGAGGUUCUUGAAGAAAUAUCCUCUAAAGUAGAAGAAGCUAAUCGAAAUUCUCCUUCUUCUUUUUCUUCUUCAUUUUUUAUUUUCCUUCAUUUUUUCUUUGAUCAACCUCGACCAGUGAACGUAAUAUUUUCUCUUGUUGUUGUGAUAUUUAACAAGAUUCGUUCCGAGAAGAAGAACGUUUCUAGAGGACUUGAGAGCAGUGAAGAGUUUCCAGCAGUGUACGAAAAAAAACACGUGGUAUUUUGAUCAUGAUCGCUCGGGAUUAAUUAAAUAUUCGAACAAUAUCAAGCAGUGUAAUACAGAGCAGUGUUUCGGUUUUUCAUAUAAAUACAAUGAACCGAUCGUGGUGUUGGGCCGUUUUGGUGUGGUGGCUCGCAGUACACCGGGCAAAGUCGUCCUCGAACGUUUCAGAAAAUCCUAUACAAGAUCUUCUGCCAAGCCAACGAACACAAAGUUGGACAGCAGGCGUUAUCGAAGGAAUUCCGAAGAAAAACUGGACUACCUUGUCAGAGGUAUUGGACAUUUUUAACGUGCACCACCUUGCCAGUAACUGGACCGAAGGGAAGCAUCCGGUCGAAGGACAAUGCGACAAAGAUGUGACAAGAUAUAUCGAAGGAUUGAGAAGAAACGAAGGAUGGGCAAUGAAAGUGGACGAUGCCUCGGGCAGAUACACCAAUGGUUUCUUCUGGGGAAACUCUUAUUACGUUGGUUCGUCAACCGAGUGCGCUUAUAUUAACGAAAACUAUAGCAGAAAAAUGAAAACGAACCACCAGCAAGAGGUUGAAGAACGGGACCUGGCGAAUACGGAACCGCGAAAAAGAAACGACGGUUUUAGUGGAAAUAAUCUCUGGAGUGAAACUAGAUCGGACAAAGCACCUUUCAAAUUGGGAUUUUAUAUGAUGACCAUUUCAGUAAACGUAUCACUCUCCUCUAUGACAAGAACCAUCUAUCUUGGAGUCUGUCUACCAUUUUCAUGCAGCGCUUCCGAUGUUUCCGUAAUAGCAAAAUUGGCCGCGAGUCAAUUAGCAACCAAACACUCGUCCAUCGAGAAGAUUCGUGAUCAACACGACAUGUACAACAUGUACGAGGACCCAGUCUUCUGGAUCUUAUUCGGUGUAAGCGCGAUGGUUAUCACUCUAAUGGCAAUUGGUACUGGCUACGACCUUUAUAUAACAAGAAAAUACACUCGUGGUAGAAACGUGAUGUACGAUUUAGAAAGGCACGCUAAACUAGAACAACUGGCUGUUGGAAAUGAAAAGCCAUUAAGUGGUAAGGUCUACCUUCCUGUUCCAGCAACUGAAACUAUCAUCAACGGAUCACAGUCAUUGCCGGUUAAUAACAACAAUGAUCACGAGGGUGGUAGCCUACGAUCGGCUAGUCCGCAAGUACAUCAAUUCGCGGUCAUCGAAGAACUGAUGCUUUCCUUCUCGGUACGCGGCAACGUGAACAUCAUCUGCGAUGACAAAGUUGGCGGUGACACUAUAAGCACUAUCCACGGUUUGAAGGCGAUAUCCAUGGCCUGGGUUAUCCUUGGUCAUACCUGCAUCACUGCCUUCAAAUACUCCGACAACAUGGAGUAUCGCAAAGUCGUAGAAAGGAAAUUUCUCUUCCAAACAAUUACCAAUGGAGCAUUCAGUGUCGAUACGUUUUUCUUUAUGGGUGGUUUACUCGUCAGCUUCUUGUACUUUCGAACGAACGCGAAAGGAGACUUGAAUAAAUUAACCCACGGUACCAAGGGUUUCAUAGCUGGGGGUCUCAAGUUCGUCGGACUUAUUAUGUACAGAUUCUGUCGAUUGACAGCUCCGUACAUGUAUGUUCUUGGAGUGGUACAAGUCGCGAUGAAAUGGUUUCAUUCCAAUUCUGUCUUUGAACCACCAACAGCUGAUCAUUACAAUUGUCCUAAUUAUUGGUGGAGAAAUUUCCUUUAUAUUAAUACACUCUUCCCAGUCGAUCAAAUGUGUAUGAUUUGGAGCUGGUACGUUGCGGAUGACACGCAAUUCUACACAGUCGGUGCCGUAAUACUAAUCUUGGCUACUAACCACUUCAAGAUUGCUACUUUCGCAUUGACCACUUUGUUACUUAGUUCCUGGUUAACCACGGGUUACAUCGCUUUGGUGAACAAUCAUAUGCCAAGCUCGGACGACCCGUUGGCAUUAUUCGAUAAAAUCUACGACAAACCGUGGACCAGACUAGGUCCCUAUCUCAUAGGCAUGUCGAUAGGAUACUUUCUUUUUAAGACUGAUUGCAAACUGAACAUGUCCAAGACGACCGUCUUCAUUGGCUGGCUUCUCUCUUCGGCAUGUCUUUUGAGCUUGUUGUACGGUUUGUACGAGACAGAACUUACUCCUAUAAUGUCAGCAGCUUAUUCCUCGUUAAGUCAUAGCAUCUGGGCGCUUGGUUUAUCAUGGAUCGUUGUCGCCUGCAGCACAGGCUAUGGAGGAUAUGUCAAUAGCAUUCUGUCGGCACCGAUUCUCUAUCCGGUCAGCAGGAUAACAUACUGUGCUUACUUGGUGCAUCCGCUCGUCAUUCGAUUAACAGCUAUGAAUUUGGACUCACCGUUUCAUUUAGGAAACUAUACUAUGAUGAUUACUUUCUUCGGCCAACUGGUGCUCUCGUACUUGUUGUCGUUCAUCAUCUCGGUCUCCUUCGAGGCCCCUAUUGUGAGCAUGUUGAAAAUACUUUCUCCCAAAAAACGAAAGUGCAUACAAUGAGGCAGUGGUAAAACAUGUCUCGUAAAACUAUUUGUACGUCUUUAUUUUAUGUUUUAAUGUAAUUAAUGUGAUGAAAAAAGAAAAAAAAAAA